AGAUGGCUUCGCACAGCUCUUUGUGGCUCUUGGCUUUCGCUCUCCUGCCCUGGUCCUGCGCUUCCUGGGCUCUGGGGCACCUGGACCCGCCGCUGCCGCUGGUGCUCUGGCAUGGGAUGGGAGACAGCUGUUGUAAUCCCUUAAGCAUGGGUGCUAUUAAAAAAAUGGUUGAGGAGAAAAUACCCGGAAUUUAUGUCUUGUCUUUGGAGAUUGGAAAGACACUGGCAGAGGAUGUAGAGAAUAGCUUCUUCUUGAAUGUCAAUUCCCAAGUAUCAACAGUGUGUCAGACUCUUGCCAAGGAUCCUAAAUUGAAGCAAGGCUACAACGCUAUGGGUUUCUCCCAAGGAGGCCAAUUUCUGAGGGCAGUGGCUCAGAGAUGCCCAUUACCACCCAUGAAUAAUCUCAUCUCCUUUGGAGGACAACAUCAAGGUAUCUUUGGACUCCCUCGAUGCCCAGGAGAGCACUCUUACAUCUGUGACUUGAUUAGGAAAACAUUGAAUGUUGGCGCUUACUCUAAAGUCAUUCAAGAACGCCUGGUGCAAGCAGAAUACUGGCAUGACCCCAUAAAGGAGGACACAUACCGCAACCACAGCAUCUUCCUGGCAGAUAUAAAUCAGGAGAGGGGUGUCAGUGAGUCCUACAAGAAAAACCUGAUGGCCUUGAAGAAGUUUGUGAUGGUGAAAUUCCUCAAUGAUUCCAUCGUGGACCCUGUAGAUUCUGAGUGGUUUGGAUUUUACAGAAGUGGCCAAGACAAGGAAACCAUCCCCUUACAGGAGACCACUUUGUACAUACAGGACCGCCUGGGGCUAAAGGAAAUGGACAAGGCAGGAAAGCUUGUCUUCCUGGCUGCAGAAGGGGACCAUCUACAACUGUCUGAAGAGUGGUUUGAUGCCCACAUCAUCCCCUUCCUUAAGUGA
Messenger RNA from Orycteropus afer afer, 917 nucleotides. It is a transcript of the gene PPT1, whose product is annotated as palmitoyl-protein thioesterase 1. Gene Ontology annotation, cellular component: lysosome. NCBI's taxonomy places the organism in Eukaryota, Metazoa, Chordata, Mammalia, Tubulidentata, Orycteropodidae. Gene Ontology annotation, biological process: receptor-mediated endocytosis; protein depalmitoylation; nervous system development. Gene Ontology annotation, molecular function: palmitoyl-(protein) hydrolase activity. The record is from RefSeq and is a predicted model, not a curated record.